Myripristis murdjan (pinecone soldierfish) is the source of this 2324-nucleotide messenger RNA. It is a transcript of the gene oatx, whose product is annotated as organic anion transporter X. The record is from RefSeq and is a predicted model, not a curated record. Gene Ontology annotation, biological process: transmembrane transport. The transcript is spliced from 15 exons. Gene Ontology annotation, molecular function: transmembrane transporter activity. Gene Ontology annotation, cellular component: membrane. Lineage: Eukaryota; Metazoa; Chordata; Actinopteri; Holocentriformes; Holocentridae. The coding region runs from base 1 to 1740 and encodes 579 amino acids.
AUGGGCUUCACCGACCUUCUGGAUGAGGUGGGCGGGUUCGGGCGGUUCCAGUGGAUCCAUGUGACUCUGAUCAGCCUUCCUGGUUUGCUGAUGGCCAGCCAGAACCUGCUGAACAACUUCACUGCAGGAAUCCCAGCUCACCACUGCCGCAUACUGGUGAACAGCACACACUACAACCUGUCGAACUACGAGGUGGAGGAGGAGCAGCUGCUGCAAGUUUUCAUCCCCCUGGACGCCAGCGGCACCAAACUGGACCGCUGCAGGAGGUAUGUGCAGCCUCAGUGGCAGCUGCUGGCCAACGGCUCUGCCAACGUGUCAGACGCGCAGACGGAGAGCUGCGUGGACGGAUGGACGUAUGAACGGACAGAGUUCCUCUCCACCAUUGUCUCUGAGUGGGAUCUGGUUUGCAAUCUGCGGCCUCUGAAGCAGAUGAGCCAGACAGUUUAUAUGGGCGGAGUCUUGGCUGGUGCCAUCAUCUAUGGGGGGCUGUCAGACAGGUUCGGCAGGCGUUCUGUCCUUAUUUGGUCAUACUUCCAGGUGGCGUGUCUUGGCUCCUGUUCGGCUCUCUCUCCGUCUUACUCCGCCUACUGCAUCUUCCGCUUCCUGACCGGGAUGGCGGUCUCUGGAGUCAUCCUCAACGGCGUCUCACUGAAGGUUGAGUGGAUCCCGACCAAAACAAGGACAUUAGUGGGGACACUCACUUCUUUCUUCUUCACCUUUGGUCAGCUGGUCUUGGCGGGGCUUGCCUAUUGGCUGAGGGACUGGAGGAAGCUGCAGGUGGUUGUCUGCGCCCCGCACUUCCUGUGCUUUGCCUACAGCUGGUGGUACUCGGAGUCGGCCCGUUGGUUGGUGCUGAAGCAGCGGUCGGGGGAGGCGCUGAAGAGUCUUCACCGCGUCGCUCGAAUCAACGGCAAACCAGAGAUGACAGAGAAGAUAACGCUGGAGGUCCUUCAGUCUCAUAUGAAUAAGGAGAUUGAGUCCAGCCGCUCGUCCUACACGGCGUACGACCUGCUGAGGACCGGAGGGAUGAGACGCAUCUCUGUUUGCCUAUUGGCUGUCUGGUUCUCCACCAGCUUCGCCUACUACGGCCUGGCCAUGGACCUGCAGAAGUUUGGGGUGAGCAUCUACCUGAUGCAGGUCAUCUUUGGAGCCGUCGACAUUCCCGCCAAGUUCUUUGCUCUGGGCAUGCUCACUUACUUUGGCCGCCGUGUUUCCCAGGCAACCUGCCUCCUCCUCUCAGCACUCAUCAUCUUCGCCAACAUCUUUGUUCCAAGUGACAUGCAGACCCUCAGGACCACCUUGGCGUGCCUCGGGAAAGCUUGCACCUCCGCAUCUUUCACCACCGUCUACCUGUACACCGGAGAGCUCUACCCCACCGUCAUCAGACAGACAGGGAUGGGUUUUGCGUCGACCAUGGCUCGGAUCGGCAGCAUGGCGGCGCCCGCCGUCCUCAUCCUGGACGAGGUGUUCCCAGCGCUGCCCAGCAUAGUGUACGGCGGGGCGGCGGUGGUGGCGGGGGGCUUCGCCUGCUUCCUGCCGGAGACCCUCAACGUGCCGCUGCCCGACACCAUCGAGGACGUGGAGGACAGAUGGUGCGGCGGUCGACCUGCCCAGCAGUCGCAGAAAGAGGGCGUGGCCUUGAAGGAGGAGGUGGUCUGUGAUGGGGGCGUGGCCUCAAAAGAAGGUGUGGCUUUGAAGGAGAUGAAGGAGGGAGAAGGAGCUGGCCUCAACGCCCUCUGACCAAUCAGAGACGCCGCAGCAAGAAAAGCAGCCAAUGGGAAACAGGCUUCAAGAGGAAGCAAACCGAUUUCACUUCCUGCUGCUCGGUGACUUCCUGGACACAAAUUUUUGAAACGUUAAUGUGGCACGGGAAGACCCGCCCCUCUGCCUCUGAUUGGCUAGCACUAAUCCUUAACUGACAAAUCAGGCAGCACUUUUAUGAAUAAUAAUGAGUCUUCCCCUGCCACGCAGCAUUUUGAAAACUGAAAAUCAAAAGGAGCCAGUAUGGGAGGAGAGGAUUACAGUAAUCUGAUUACAAGACAGUGACCUGUUACUAACGCUAAUCAACCCAAAUUAGGAUUAACAGAUUGUAUGUAAUCUGAUGAGAAAUGCUGUAAAUGCUGUUGUUGUUCACGACCGCAGAGAUUUUUCUAUUAAAAUGAAACUAGAGAUCACAUAAACACCAUGGGAUUCACUGUUAGUGUCAUUUAUUAUCUCAUUUGCCUUUCCAAACCACCAGGGGGCACUGCAGGCACUCUGUACGAACACACAGCACCGCCGUGUUUUAUUCCCGUUUGAUCGAAAUAAAGUUUUGGUGUGAUGAA